CCGAGGCUGCAGCAGCUCUGAUCAAAACUGAUACUGAGUCUUCUGCCUUGAAGUCAACAACCGAAAAAGAGAAAGCGAGCUUGUGCUGACUUCCCACUUUCCUUUCCUCUUAUCCCUGUUAACCUUCGGGCUGCAAAACACGAAGGCUUGCAGGAGGCAGCUCUGCUGCUGGGCCCGGCCCCCAGCAGCCAGGGCGGGACGGGGUGGCCCCUCAGGAGCUGGCCCCGGUGGCGGUGGUGGCAGCGGGCCAUGAUCGUCGUCUCCAUCCCUGCGGCGGAGCCCGAGGCGACAGCGCGCAGCCCCGAGAAGGCGCACACGGUGUUCCUGGUGGAGGUGCUGUGCAAUGGCCGGCGGCACACGGUGGCGAAGCGCUACAGCGAGUUCCAGGCACUGCACAAGCGGAUCAAGAAGACCUGCAAGGUGCCCGACUUCCCCCCGCGGCGGGUCCCCAACUGGGUGCCCAAGGUGCUGGAGCAGCGCCGGCAGGGCCUGGAGCUCUACAUCCAGGGCGUCCUGUGCCGCAACAAGGAGCUGCCCCAGGACGUGCUGGACUUCCUGAAGGUGCGGCGCUGCCAGCAGGACCCCAAGGGCAGCAGCCCCCUCACCAGCCACCCGCCCUCUCAGCGACCUGUCCUUGGCUUCCACACCGACCCCUACGUGCGGCUGCCAGUCACGGAUGCGCUCCCCGACACCGUGCUGAGCGGGGUGCUGCAAGGCCUCUACGCCCCGUGGAGCUGCUGUCCCCGAGCAGCUGUGUGCCAGGGGCAGCCGGGCUCCUGAGCACCCCCAGCAUGGAGGGCAGGGCCGCGGUGGUGUCACGUAAAGGAUCUUGGCAGUAACACCUUGCCUACAGAGUGAGCACUGAAGGGAGCAAGUGAGAGAAGCCCCACCACAGCAACUUUCCAACGUGCCUUAGUGUGGUGUGCAGGAGCUCGCUGUCGGGGUUGUGGGAGAAGCUUUGGGGGGUUGAACUGUGCUGAGAAAAACUCUGAGCACCUGGGCUUCUGUGCAAUAAAACACUGUGGUUCCAGUGGCCAAA
Molecule: messenger RNA, 1039 nt
Organism: Oxyura jamaicensis (ruddy duck)
Lineage: Eukaryota; Metazoa; Chordata; Aves; Anseriformes; Anatidae
Gene: SNX22
Product: sorting nexin 22
Exons: 6
Coding region: 250-780 (176 amino acids)
Molecular function (GO): phosphatidylinositol phosphate binding
Source: RefSeq, a predicted model, not a curated record